AUGUUAAAAAUCGUUUUAUUUAUUUUAUUCUUGAAUUUUAUUGAUGAUGCUACAUUACGAUAGAGUGGUGAUGGUCAAAUGAUAUUUGUGAAUGGAAAACAACAUUAAGUAUUAGUGAAAUAAAAGAGAUUUGCAUAAUUGAGGUAAUGAUUAGUAGUACAUAAAUAAAGAUCUAUGCCAGAGUUAUCAGAAGAUGAGGGAGGAGAUGAUGGUGGAGAUGAUAUGGGAGAUGAUGAAAUUGAAGCAGGAGGAGGAGGUGGUCCAAGUUUGGGUGGAUUAUCAGGUGGAAAUCCUAGAGAUGCAGAAACAGAAGAGAAUUUAAGAUUGGAUGCUUGGUCUAUAAUAAGGAAUUUAGAUGAAUUUAUGAUUGUACAAAAUUAAAGAUUGAUGGAUGCAUUGUAUGGAGAUGCAAUUGAAUAAAAUGAAGAAAUGGAAGAAUUAAUCUAUGAUUUGACAGAUAAUAUUGAUCAUUGGACCUAUAGAGUCUAUAGUAAAUUCUAAAAAAUCAAUUUUGCUUUAGAAGACAGUAGAUAUACAUCAGCAAAAACUGCUAUAAUAGUAUAGUUUAUAUUUUAUAUGUUUAGGCAAUCGAAAGUUAAAUCAGAAAAGCUAAUUAAUAACUUAAAAUAUAUUAUGGAUAAUUGUAUAGAUUGUAGGAUCAAAUCCCAGAUGAGGAAGAAUAAUGUGCAUAGUUUUAUACAUGCAAGGAAUGUUUGAGUAAUCAGGGUUGUGGAUGGUGUCCAUUAAAUGAUAAAUGUGUUGUUGGAGAUGAAAAUGGACCAUUAUUUUAAUAAUGUCAAUAUUAUAAUUAUUAGUUUUGCUAAGGUAAAUAAUGUUUGAAAUAUUCUACAUGUAAUGUAAGAAUAUCAAAUUAUAAUUAGACAUGCUUAUCUGAUUCUGAAUGUGGAUGGUGUUAAGUUGAAGAAGAUGACAUUAAAGUAUGUCUAUAAUAACCAAGAAAUUUCUAAGGUUGUCCUGAGGGUCAUUGGUAUCAUAUAGCAGGAGAAAACUUUGCUUGUCCAUUUAAGAAAUAAAAAGAAAAGAUGGAAGAAGAUGUGCCUAAUCAUAAAUUUUGGAUGAGGCCUAAAACUAAACCUCCUGAAUGUAAACCUGUAGAUUCUGCAAUGAAAGCAAAGAUCCAAAAAGAAAGACAAUAAUAUAAUGAUAAAUCAGAAUAUAAGGGUGAAUAAAAUAGAAAUAAAGAAGUGGUAAAACUUGUACUUAUGUACAAUAGUAAUUGAAUUAUAAAAACACUCUUCAGCAAAAAGUAGUUUAAUUAAAGAGUUUAGUAGAAGAACUUACUGAGAGAAAAGAUGAUAUCUAAGCAUGGUUGGAUGAAUAUAUGAAAUAAAAAGGUAUUGAACCAUCUGAGCCUGCUGAAAACCAAGAGUAGUAGGAUGCGGGGGAAGAAUCACCUCAAGAAAAUUAAGAAUAAUAGGAUUCAUCCAAUUCUUAAGGGUCAGGGGCCAGUAAUAAGGUCUAAGUGAAAAAGGAGAAAAAAUCAAAGAAGAGUAUAUUUAUAUAUUGAAAAGUUAGAAAUUGUUUAAAUCUUUGCUGAAGAAACAGCAACACCAGAGGAAGAAUAAAUGCCAGAAAGUUUAUAAGAGGAAGUUUAAGAGGAAGUAGUUGAAUAGGGAGAAGAAGAUGUGGAAUAUGUUUUUGAGACAUCUAAAGAAUACAAGGUUGAUAUACGUGAAAUUCAUGUGGAAAAAGAGAAAAAAAAGAAGAUUGAUAAAGAAGAAAUUGAGGAUAAAAAAUAUAGAGAUCAAGGGGAUAGAGAUAUAGAAGGAGAUUUAGAAACAGAUUAUUACAAAGAUUAUUAUUAAUAAAGAAAAAAACAUUUUAGAGAUUUUGAGAAGUAUUAUCCAAAAUGA
Paramecium pentaurelia is the source of this 1874-nucleotide messenger RNA. NCBI's taxonomy places the organism in Eukaryota, Ciliophora, Oligohymenophorea, Peniculida, Parameciidae. The record is from the annotation of a GenBank genome assembly.